AUGGCAGACCCGUUUGGAAUUAUUGGCGUCAUUGGCGUCGCGGCCCAGCUCAUCCAAAUGACGGUCCAGUUUGGGUUGGAUUUGAAAGACGCCCCGUCAGAUGCAAAAUCAUUCAUUCUCGAACUCCAAACCCUCCGAACGAUUCUCCAAGAAACUGACAAGAACAUCACCCAGAAUCCGGAUUUUGUCGAUGCGUUUGAAGGCCGCCAUUCGACAAUCCUAUCACAACUUGGCAGUCAGUCCUCUUCGCAGACCCCCGCUAAGUUGAUGUUAUCCGCCUGCGAAAUCGAAUUGAGGAAAAUGGUUGAAGACUUGAACAAACGAGCUCAGAGCAGCCGAAAGAGUUGGGAGGCCCUUAAGGGAGCGUUCACUGCCAAGAAGACGCAGGAGGCAGUUCAGAAGCUCCAACGACAAUGCCAGUCUCUGAAUAACCUAGCAGCAAUUGAUGCGAUUUCUCUUGGUGCAAAGACUUAUUCUAAAGUUGUCGAGAAUGACAAGACAAUGAGGGAAGUACGAGAACACCAGCUUAGCCAAGAGCAGAAAGAGAAGCGAGAACUUAUUCUCAAAUGGCUCACCCCGAUCAACCAAACUCCAUCGCAGCAUAUCGACUUCAUCAACAGGCGGCAGUCCGGAACCGGUCAAUGGCUUUUGGACCAUCUGCAUUUCGAAAAGUGGCUGGAGAUUGGCCCAAAUACGCUCUUCUGCCCCGGAAUCCCAGGCGCAGGUAAGACGAUUCUUACCGCUACCGUGGUCGAACACCUCAUCAGCCAGUAUCGAAGCGACCCUGCUGUUGGCAUUGCCUAUGUAUACUGUAACUACAAGCAGCAUAAUGAACAAAAGCUAGAAGACUUGCUUAGUAGCCUUCUUAAACAACUUAUCGAGCCACAGCUCUCUCUACCGAAGGAGGUCACAGAGCUUUAUGAGCGCCAUAAGGAAAAGCGGUCACAGCCAUCUGCUGAAGAGCUAUUAGCAACUCUGCGACUAGUCACCUCUUCUUUUGCAAGAGUAUUUGUCCUUGUUGACGCCUUGGACGAGUGCCAGACAGCUAAUGGAUGCCGCCCGCGAUUCAUUGAGGGGAUGUUUAGCCUCCAAGUACAUAGCGGAGUGAAUCUUUUCAUGACCUCCAGGUUCAUUCCCGACAUCACUGAUAAAUUUGACAAGUCUUCCUGGUUGGAAAUUCGUGCUAGCAGGGAGGAUGUGGAAAGAUACCUUGACGGCCACAUCGAACGAUCAGAAUCACGUAUAAUCAAAACGAUGCAAGUGGAGAUCAGGAAAACCAUCUCGGACGCUGUUGAUGGAAUGUUUCUUUUGGCACAGAUUUACCUUGAGUCGCUUCAGCGCGAGAUUAAGCCUAAGAGACUCAAGGCCGCGCUCAACGGAUUUCGACGGCAAAUCGCCGGCUCAGAGGAGAGCAACAGGCUCCAGGUACUGAGCCAGGCUUACGACCACGCAAUGGAAAGAAUCAAUACGCAGGAAUCUAGUCGCCUAGAUUUAGCCAAUCAAGUCUUAUCGUGGAUCACACGCGCUCAACGGCCGCUCACUCCUACCGAACUCCAGCAUGCUGUCACGGUCGAUGCUGGCGACUCAGAACUGGACAAAGGCGACCUUGUACAGAUUGACGACAUGGUGGCAGUAUGUGCGGGUUUAGUCACGAUAGACGAAGAAAGUUCCAUUAUCCGACUAGUUCACUUCACAGCGCAAGAGUACUUCCAGCAGGCCCAGGAAAAACUAUUUCCAGUAGCGCAAAAGGAGAUCGCAAAGAUUUGCAUCACGUACCUUUCGUUUGAAAAGUUUAAGGAAGGGGCAUGCGAUACAAACCAUAAGUUCAGGUCGCGGUUGGAAGACAACCCUCUGUACGACUACGCGGCACGAUACUGGGAGAUCACGCCCGGCAAGCCUCAAUAUCUGGAUCAAGUGAAGAAAUUGCCCGGUUCCUGA
Messenger RNA from Parascedosporium putredinis, 1938 nucleotides. NCBI's taxonomy places the organism in Eukaryota, Fungi, Ascomycota, Sordariomycetes, Microascales, Microascaceae. The record is from the annotation of a GenBank genome assembly.